This is a messenger RNA of Dothidotthia symphoricarpi CBS 119687, 1960 nucleotides long. RefSeq names its product cytochrome P450 52A11. Gene Ontology annotation, molecular function: heme binding; monooxygenase activity; oxidoreductase activity, acting on paired donors, with incorporation or reduction of molecular oxygen. The transcript is spliced from 4 exons. The coding region runs from base 158 to 1690 and encodes 510 amino acids. The record is from RefSeq and is a predicted model, not a curated record. NCBI's taxonomy places the organism in Eukaryota, Fungi, Ascomycota, Dothideomycetes, Pleosporales, Dothidotthiaceae.
GGGACGUUGACGGGGAUUAAGCACGAAGGGAUGAACAUGGCAUGGCUCGAGAUGUGGGGCGGUUGGAUAUGAUCCAAUGCGGCACAAACGAAUGUAUGUCACCUUCCGCUCGAACUAGUAGUCUAGCUCAACCACGAUCUGUAAUCACUCGCCCGCCAUGGCUAUACUCACAACCACGUCGUUAUCAACGCCGUACCUCCUCGGUGCCCUCGCCGUCCUAUAUGCCACUUACAGGAUAUUCCAGAUACUCACCCUCGAUGCCCAAAUCCGCAAACUCGGUGCGCGAGCGCCCAUCCGUAAGUCCUAUGUGUUCAUGGGCUUGGACAUGGCGUACGACGUCGUCAUGUGUUCAAGGAACGACACCAUCUACGAGAUGUGGACCAACCUAUUCGCCGACUAUUGCAGCCCUGGCCGAUAUACGGUCGAGGCAGGCGUCGGCCAGAGGGUCAUUCUAACGGCCGAACCGGAGAAUAUCAAAGCUAUUCUCGCCACGCAGUUCAAAGAUUAUGGCAAGGGAGAGCAGUUUCGGCAGGAGUGGCAUGGGUUCUUGGGUGAUGGAAUCUUCACGACUGAUGGCGAGCUGUGGCACAACUCACGCCAGCUACUUCGACCCCAAUUCAUCAAGGACCGCGUGAGCGAUAUUGACAUCUUCGAGGAGCAUACUCAGAUUCUUUUGUCCAAGAUUGGCCUCAACCAGGAAAUCAACACUCUUAACUUGAUGCUUAGGUAUACUCUAGAUGCAGCAACACACUUUCUACUAGGACAGAGCGUGGGCAGUUUGGACAAUCCCCAGACGGAGUUCGCAGACGCUUUCGACAAUGCGCAACGAGUAAACAGCAUCAUCGGUCGAAUGGGUCCGAUGAACUGGCUCAUUCCCCGGAAACGAAUGGGUUUCUACGACUCUAUGAAGAUCAUCGACGACUUUGUGAGCACGUUCAUCGACAAAGCCCUCGCGCUCUCGCCCAAGGAGCUUGAGGAGAAGACCAACCACGACCAAGGCUAUACGUUCCUCCACUCCAUCGCAGGGUACACGCGCGACCGCAAGGUGCUGCGCGACCAAAUCGUAUCCGUGCUGCUCGCCGGCCGCGACACGACUGCUUGCACGCUGACCUGGGUCAUCUACCACCUGUCCAUGGACAAGAACGUGACCGCCAAAUUUCGCCAGGAGAUCAUCGAUACCGUCGGCCUCGAGCAAACACCAACAUAUGAGCAUCUCAAGAACAUGAAGUACCUCCAGCAUAUUAUCAACGAGGCGCUGCGUCUUUACCCCGUCGUGCCUUACAACGUGCGCAUCUCACUCAAGGACACCACUCUCCCCACCGGUGGCGGCGUCGACGGCACUGAGCCCAUCGGCAUACUCAAGGGCACGCCAAUCGCAUAUUCGACACUCGUUAUGCAGCGCCGCAAGGACAUGUAUCCUACUCCUGAGUCUGGUUUCCCUGAUAGUGACAAGUUCGUACCCGAGAGGUGGGAUAAUUGGACGCCCAAGACUUGGACAUAUGUGCCAUUCAACGGCGGCCCGCGUAUCUGUAUCGGCCAGCAGUUUGCUCUGACGGAGAUGGGAUAUACACUUGUGAGGAUAUUCCAGCGUUUUGAGACGGUGGAGAACAGGAUGGAGGGCGCGGAGCCGGGAUUCCACUCUGAUAUCGUGUUGCAGCCGGCUAAGCAAAUCAAGGUUGCUUUUCGUUGAGGACGGUCUGUAGGUAUUGGGGGCGAUAUGAUCAUGACAGGUAAUUAUUUGGUUUGCCAGUAAUGAGGUGAGCAGCUUCAUGUCUGCAAUGAGUCUCAUUCAUAAAUGUAAUCAAAUGCCUUUUAAACUGAAUAUUUUGAAACUGGGUAUCGUGUCUCGUCUCUAUCUUCAUCGCAUAUCGUGUCUACAACACUCUGCUUACCAACAUCGACCGGGAUCGACAUGGAUCAACGCCUUCAAAUGCUAAACCAAACGCCAACCAUGCAGAUA